Molecule: messenger RNA, 1415 nt
Organism: Anolis carolinensis (green anole)
Lineage: Eukaryota; Metazoa; Chordata; Lepidosauria; Squamata; Anolidae
Gene: bnip1
Product: BCL2 interacting protein 1
Exons: 6
Coding region: 397-1083 (228 amino acids)
Biological process (GO): retrograde vesicle-mediated transport, Golgi to endoplasmic reticulum
Cellular component (GO): endoplasmic reticulum; SNARE complex
Molecular function (GO): SNAP receptor activity
Source: RefSeq, a predicted model, not a curated record
ACUUCAGGAAGCUAACGGACGCAUUCUAAACGGACAAACAUCAAAUAGAGGAGGCUUAAGAAGGUUGCUAUCUCCAACAAGCAACGCUAGGAACCACAAAUUUCCUGGAGCUGGCGACAAACUCUUCCAUUUUCCCAGCUUCCAAGCCAGUUCCCCUCUUGCCCUAUACGGACCGGCCAAGGCCUAGUAGAGAAAGAACACUCUGACCCAACAGGCGUCUCCUAGGCGUGUGAAGCACGUAGCGGACGCCCAGGCGAAGGCAGGGGGGCCGUGGCCUCUCCCCUGUCAAUCACGCAGCCUUGGAGACACCGCCUCCUCCUGGUGCCGCCUUCAAGAGAGAAAGCGCGUUUCGAAACACCGCCGUGCUCCCUUUCGCCUUCCGUAGUUUGUCCCAAGAUGGCAGCUGCCGCUGACGUGCCGGUCCGCGUCUGCAACCAGGAGAUUGUCAAAUUCGACCUGGAGAUUAAAGCGGCGGUGCAGGAUAUCCGAGAUUGCAUGGGACCUAUAAGUACACUUACGGAACUCAAUUCCAAAGUGAAGGAAAAAUUUCACCAUUUACGACUUCGAAUCCAGGAGCUUGAACAGAUGGCUAAGGAACAAGAUAAAGAGUCAGAAAAGCAAGUUUUACUCCAAGAAGUAGAGAACCAUAAGAAGCAAAUGCUCAGCAAUCAGGCGGCUUGGAGGAAGGCAAACCUAGCUUGCAAAAUUGCUAUUGACAAUGCUGAGAAAGAUGAACUGCUGCGAGGGGGAGAUCCCUUACGACAAAGGAAAACUACUAAGGAAAGCUUGGCAGAGGGAGCGAGUAACAUUACAGAAAGCCUGAUGGGAAUUAGCAGAAUGAUGUCUCAGCAGGUCCGGCAAAGUGAAGAAACUAUGCAAACCUUGGUCAAUUCUUCACGGACCAUUGUGGAUGCUAAUGAAGAAUUCAAAUCCAUGUCUGGGACGAUACAGUUAGGACGAAAGCUCAUCACGAAGUACAACCGUAGGGAGCUGACUGAUAAACUGCUCAUCUUCCUUGCCCUUGCCUUAUUUUUGGCCACUGUGCUUUACAUCCUGAAGAAGAGACUGUUUCCUUUUUUGUAAAAUUACCCAAUGAAGAGAAGGAGCACCACUGUGAGGAAAGAGAAAUGGAGACCAAAAGAGUGUAGCUGUCGGUGAAGUGAGCUACUGCUAAAUAAUCUAAGUGAACUGUAAGAACAGACAAGGAAUGAUGGAAUUGACAGAGAAAAAUACCACCCUUUCCUUUAAAAAAUAGCAGGUUUUGAACUUGACAUUGUGAGACAUAUUCAACUGUCUCCCAUCUGUGACAUGACGCUUCUUUUAUCAGAUGAAUUCAGCAGAUGUCAUGAGAGGAGCAGGUAGAUGCAAUGGAAAACAUUUCGAUACAUUCCUUUAAUAAAGUGUAUUUGAUAUUG